AUAUAUCAGAGCAGCAUACCAGAGGCAGACCGUGGGAGCAUCAGAUAACCCGCAUCAUAUUUACUGAAAAACACAAGCUGCUUUCAUAUCUUUUUUCAGCCACAACGACGGUUUAAAACAAUCCAUGGCUCGAGCGCUAAGCAAAUUGGUGAGGCACGCUCUCAGGACUCAUGGCUGCGGGUGCGAGUCGGUGUCGGUGUCUGUCCGCAGCAUCACUUUCUCUCCACGUCAGGUCACCUCUGACGCAGGCUUUCACUCUGUGUCUUUCUCCGAGACCGAUCAUCCCAAAGUCCUCAUCACGGGCGGUCUGGGCCAGCUGGGGGUGGGGCUCGCCAAGAUGCUGCGGCGGCAAUUUGGAAAGAAUAAUGUGAUUCUGUCCGACAUCAGAAAACCUCCCAGUGAGGUAUAUCACAAUGGUCCCUUCAUUUAUUCAGACAUUCUCGACUAUAAAAACCUGCGUGAGAUCGUGGUGAAUAACCGCAUCACCUGGCUGGUACACUACAGUGCACUCUUGAGUGCAGUUGGGGAAGCCAAUGUGUCAUUGGCCCGGGAUGUCAACAUCACUGGCCUGCAUAAUAUACUGGACAUUGCAGCUGAGCAUGACCUCCGUCUGUUUGUCCCCAGCACUAUUGGGGCUUUUGGGCCCUCCUCUCCCCGCAACCCAACUCCUGACCUCUGCAUCCAGCGACCACGCACCAUCUAUGGUGUCUCGAAGGUCCACGCUGAACUCAUGGGAGAGUAUUACCAUCAUAGGUAUGGGCUGGACUUUCGCUGUCUGCGGUAUCCAGGCAUCAUCUCGGCAGACUCUCAGCCUGGAGGAGGGACGACAGACUACGCGGUGCAGAUCUUCCACGAUGCGGUGAAGACCGGCAAGUUUGAGUGCAACCUUCGGCCGGACACGCGGCUGCCCAUGAUGUACAUCACCGACUGCCUGCGGGCCACCCUGGAGAUGAUGGAGGCCCCGGCGGAAGCGCUCAGCAUGCGCACCUACAAUAUCAAUGCCAUGAGCUUCACGCCAGAGGAGCUGGUUCACGAGCUGCGGAAACUUCUGCCCGGGCUGGAGGUCUCCUACCACAUCGACCCCGUCAGGCAGGCCAUAGCGGACAGUUGGCCCAUGAACUUUGAUGACAGUAAUGCACGCAGGGACUGGAGCUGGAAGCAUGACUAUGACCUGCCUGAACUGGUGCAGACCAUGUUGAACUUCAUUGGGUCCGACUCAAGGAUUGCUAGUGCUAACUGAGUUCCAUAGAUCCAUCAUGGUUCUGUACGUACAGGGCAGUUCAGACUAUCAGGGACUGUAGACCCAAAAGGAUGUAAAUAUUUUGAGUGCACUGCUGGGUUUUUAAAGUUGUGUUGCUCCCAAAUAGGGAUUGUAGCGAAUAUAUGUCAGUGUCUCACUCUCUGUCUGUUAUUUGACAGCUGAAGUCGUCCUUACAUGGAGGCUUUUCCAAGGUCAAAAGGGAUGAAAGAAUGUUACUGUAAAUGUUUUCUAGUCCCUUAAAAAAAUACACACUCAAUAGCCAGAAUGUGUCUUUGUCUACCAAAUAGUGUCUGUCAAACCAAAUAUUGAUUCUGCUCAGUGAACUUACACUUGCCUUGAAUCAGCCACAACUGAAUGAUGUUCACAUGUGUUAGGGUCCAUGUGAUUCCAUACCAAACCAUCCAGUCUUGUCUCAAGGUGAUCGUGAAAAGGGAAAAGAGUCUUCAGUAAUCGUCCUGUUGCUGAUAGUAGUCUGAACUUGCAGUACAAUGUGUAAUUAUAUUAGAACAUGCACUCUUCAGAAUGCCUGGCUUCAUGAAGUAUUUAUUUUUUUUGCACUCAACAAGAAUGUAAUUCUAGUUUUGUGUUUCUAUUUAGAAUGUCCACCUGGUGCUAUCUAGUAACUUGCUUUGUAUGACUCUUGCUUCGAGAGCGUCACUAUGCCUAAUGAUGUAAUGGUGCUUGACUAUACUCUGUCUAUUUUUUAGCUAGUGGCAAAAUGUGUUUAUGUCCUAGGAUUUUGAAAUUGUCCCUCUUCUUUAAAUUAUUAUUUUCUAAAUUCAGUGACUUAAUGUAAAGGGGAAAAUACAGAUUCCACUCAACCCUUGGGAUAUGUCGUGUUGCCAUGAAGGAUAAUAUAGGGGCUGAAUAUAUAUUUUUUUUUUUCUGUGUAAAUGCCUCUUCACAAAUUCUUCAGCAGAACAUUAAAUCCUCAGCUAAAGUUCA
Messenger RNA from Sardina pilchardus (European sardine), 2206 nucleotides. Its product is annotated as L-threonine 3-dehydrogenase, mitochondrial-like. The record is from RefSeq and is a predicted model, not a curated record. NCBI's taxonomy places the organism in Eukaryota, Metazoa, Chordata, Actinopteri, Clupeiformes, Clupeidae. The coding region runs from base 125 to 1240 and encodes 371 amino acids. The transcript has 9 exons. Gene Ontology annotation, molecular function: L-threonine 3-dehydrogenase activity. Gene Ontology annotation, biological process: L-threonine catabolic process.